Messenger RNA from Arachis ipaensis, 1605 nucleotides. RefSeq names its product pyruvate dehydrogenase E1 component subunit beta-3, chloroplastic. The record is from RefSeq and is a predicted model, not a curated record. Lineage: Eukaryota; Viridiplantae; Streptophyta; Magnoliopsida; Fabales; Fabaceae.
GCAAUCUGUGGUGAUGCUAAUUGACAAGUAAGAGAGAGAAGAAGAGAUGCACAAUAAUGAAAUGAAAUAAGCUUUGUGUGGGUUUUCACAACAACACAGACACAGAACGCAACUACUACUAAUUACUAUAAAUCUCCCUUAAAUUUAUUUUUUAAUUUUUGUUGCAUUUGGAUCGUUUUUGAGGUGAUCAAAUGGCGACACUUUUCCAGGGAGUGGGAGCUGUGACCCCUUUCUCUGCCUCCAGUUCCUUAGACUCCAACAAGCUCCUCCUUCCUUCUCGCAAAUCCCUCUCAAUAUCAGAUAGCAGAGGUAGCAUAUUUGUUUACAGAUCUGAUGCCUUGAACUUGAAGGCAGCAACUCGUAAGCAAGAUUUGUUAAUUCCUAAUGCAGUUGCCACCAAAGGAGAGACUUCCACAUCAGCAAAAUCUGGGCACGAACUUCUCCUUUUCGAAGCCCUCCGUGAAGGUUUGGAAGAAGAGAUGGAGAGGGAUCCUCGCGUAUGUGUCAUGGGCGAAGAUGUUGGUCAUUAUGGAGGAUCUUACAAGGUGACUAAAGGCCUUGCUGAAAAGUAUGGGGACCUGAGAGUUUUGGACACCCCUAUUGCUGAGAACUCCUUCACUGGCAUGGGCAUUGGAGCUGCAAUGACGGGUCUGAGGCCAAUUGUUGAGGGUAUGAACAUGGGAUUUUUGCUCCUGGCAUUUAACCAGAUCUCUAAUAAUUGCGGCAUGCUUCAUUACACAUCUGGAGGUCAGUUUACAAUACCAAUUGUCAUUCGUGGGCCUGGUGGAGUAGGGCGGCAACUUGGAGCAGAGCACUCGCAGCGACUGGAAUCAUAUUUUCAGUCAAUCCCUGGGAUCCAAAUGGUUGCUUGCUCAACCCCUUACAAUGCUAAGGGCUUGAUGAAAGCUGCUAUCCGAAGCGAGAACCCUGUGAUACUUUUCGAGCAUGUAUUGCUUUAUAACCUCAAGGAGAGAAUUCCAGAUGAAGAGUAUGUAUUAUCACUCGAAGAAGCCGAGAUGGUUAGGCCCGGGGAGCAUGUCACAAUAUUAACCUACUCCAGAAUGAGGUAUCAUGUGAUGCAAGCUGCCAAGACAUUAGUGAACAAGGGGUAUGACCCUGAAGUAAUCGAUAUCAGGUCCUUAAAACCAUUUGAUCUUUACACUAUUGGAUGUUCAGUGAAGAAGACACAUCGUGUGUUGAUUGUGGAAGAGUGCAUGCGAACAGGCGGCAUCGGCGCCAGCUUGACAGCUGCCAUUACCGAGAAUUUCCAUGACUACUUGGAUGCUCCUAUAGUAUGCCUAUCCUCUCAGGAUGUGCCAACUCCAUAUGCUGGAACAUUGGAGGAAUGGACAGUGGUUCAACCUGCUCAGAUUGUCUCAGCAGUUGAGCAGCUAUGCCAGUGAUACCUUCAUAAAUACAUUACCUUCCAAUUAGAAAUGCUUUUGGUACAGCUAUUCUGCUUGUUAAAUGUUAAAUGUUAAAUGUUAAUUCGGCUACAAAGUGUUUACCCCAAGAAUAUUUGCAACUGUUGAGUCAGUCCCAGCCCAGUAUUCUCAAUCAGUUAAUCUGCAUCGUUGCAUUUUUUUUGGGUAGCAUUUUUGUCGA